Messenger RNA from Sphenostylis stenocarpa, 429 nucleotides. NCBI's taxonomy places the organism in Eukaryota, Viridiplantae, Streptophyta, Magnoliopsida, Fabales, Fabaceae. The record is from the annotation of a GenBank genome assembly.
AUGGAAGGGGCUUACAUGUUUGGCCAAGCUUCAUCAAACUUAGGUUUCACAGAUUCUUUCAAAGGACAGAAGAUAUACGUAGACACAUAUGUUGUGUGGUGGGUAUUGGUUAGGCAAGCUAAUGGCAAGGCUAAUAGGAGACAUUGGUGGAUUCUCCACCCUCACUCCAUAACUACUCUAACAAGGAGAAAGGAUCUCAAGGGGAUCAGUGAAGGAAGAGCACACACACGUGUGCAUGCGCGACAGUUCUGGGACAUGUGGGACCAGUUCAUCACGUGUGGGUGCAAAGUGAAGAAAAGCAAAAAGAAACUGAAGGGUACAAUGUCUCUGCGUUGUGGUCUAAAGCUGGCUUUCAACUUCUCAUUCCAAAUUCAUGAAGGACUUUCCUUGAAGCAGCAAGGACAAGCUCUUGGCUUAGAAGCCAACUAA